AUGCUGGAUAGUUUGGCUGCCCACUCAUCUGACUCAUCUUCCUUGGCUUCCCUUUCCUCUGACCUUUAUGACUCCCCACCAUCACCACCCACCACACUUAAGGACCAGGUUCAGGCAUCAAAAGUCACCUCUGACAAUGACCCUAGGAUUGAUGAGGUCUGUGACAAGGACUUCAAUGUUUACUUUGUUCCUUCUGGUCCCCUCACCCUUGAGGAUGCAGAUAGGAGAGCCAUGGAGGAGACCCAAUGCAAACAAAGAGAAUGGGCAGAGAAAUCACAGAGAUCCAUGCAAUUAAAGGUGUGCUAG
Pisolithus orientalis is the source of this 306-nucleotide messenger RNA. RefSeq lists its product as uncharacterized. The record is from RefSeq and is a predicted model, not a curated record. The coding region runs from base 1 to 306 and encodes 101 amino acids. NCBI's taxonomy places the organism in Eukaryota, Fungi, Basidiomycota, Agaricomycetes, Boletales, Pisolithaceae. The transcript is spliced from 2 exons.